CGACUCCAGAGACGAGGUUCUCAAUCAGCUCCGUUCGCGUUGGAGGAGCAGCCCAUUCUGAUGCUGAGACCAUUUUGAGAAAUGGAUCGGGUAGGUAGGAGACCAAGAGAUGAUAGAGUAUAAGUACUCGUAUACCCCGAAACUGGACUGGGCUGCAGGCAAAAGUUCAGUUGCGUCUGAAUUGGCGCUCGUUUUCCUUCAUCAACCACUCCUCGACCUUCUUCGAUAUACAAUACUACCUCGCCUAUAGCUCUUUUCCAUUUGAACCGUUGUCGACGAGUCGUGACAAGCUUAGAAGUUUCUUAUGAAUGCAGAAGAAAGCCACAAUCUACCACAGCCUAAUGGUGCGCCAUCCGAGGUCAUGGAUGUCUUGUCCAAUGCCGAGGAUUCUCUGCAGCAGGACGGCAUACGGAACUCUGGGAGUCCAAAUGGAAUACUAUACGAAGCUGUGGUAGAAUCACCCCCUCCGGCCGAAUCUUCAGUUACCCCACAGGACGUUCUCGUCGUUCCUGAGAUCGAAAACACAGUGAUCGAAGACUCUGUUAUUGUGGACUCCCACUAUGAUAUCUCUGUCCAGGCCUCUGUGGUGGAUGAAAACCAGGACAUGGUACUUGCUACGACUGAUGUGAACAUUUCGGGACAAGAUUCGUUCACUAUGGAAUAUUCUGAAUCACCAAGCCAGGAUAUCGAUAUGCAGGACGCUGCUGUUGCUUUCGACCAGAAGCCACUCUCUACCCCGCCACUUACGGCGACGCUCCCAGCCAAGGACGAGCCUAUACCAACUUCAUCUGUACAUCUCACAUUAAAUGGCACAAAACCACCCAAUGGUGCAGUGCUUCAACCUCAAGAUACCACCCCUGCCUAUAGGGUAAAAUUCAUUAUGAGUGGCCAUACCCGGUCAAUAUCCUCGAUAAAGUUUAGUCCGGAUGGCACAAUGCUUGCUUCAGCUGCCGCGGAUAAACUAGUGAAGAUAUGGGACCCGGAACAUGGGGAGCUACUUGACACGUUCGAAGGACAUACCGAAGGUAUAUCCGACAUUGCAUGGUCAAGUGAUGGAGAAUUCCUCGCCUCUGCUUCGGAUGACAAGACCAUACGAAUAUGGAGCCUUGAGACAGGCGAAGUAGCAAAAGUAUUGAAAGGGCAUACGAAUUUCGUGUUCUGCGUAAACUUCAAUCCACAAUGCAAUUUGUUGGUUUCUGGUGGGUUUGAUGAGACCGUUCGUGUCUGGGAUGUAGCAAGAGCAAAACCGUUGAAGACCCUUCCCGCUCAUUCUGAUCCAGUAACAGCAGUCACGUUCAAUCAUGACGGUACACUCAUAGCGUCGUGUGCUAUGGAUGGCCUGAUACGUCUGUGGGACACUGACUCAGGUCAGUGUUUGAAAACACUGGCAGACGAUGAUAAUCCUAUCUGUUCUCACGUCAAGUUCUCGCCAAAUUCGAAAUACAUUCUCGCGUCUACUCAAGACUCUACCAUAAGGCUUUGGAACACACAAACAUCCCGAUGUGUCAAGACUUACACAGGUCAUACCAACCGUACCUACUCCAUAUUUUGUGACUUUGCACCUGGCGGAGCAUACAUCGUUAGUGGUAGUGAAGACUCUAAGGUGUAUCUUUGGCACCUUCAGAAUAGACAAAUAGUACAAGUGCUUGAGGGUCAUAGAGACGUGGUGAUUGCUGUUGCGGUAUGUUGCAAACCUACAGUACGUCUUGAACAAUGCGAUUCUGACAUUUCCAUCUAGAGCAACCCAACUCGACCGAUGAUUGCAUCCGCGUCCGUUGAAAAGGACUUGACAAUUCAUGUCUGGGUAGACACUAAUGCCGAGACUCUAGACUCGUAACGCAUGGACACAGGUUAGGGUACUCUGGGAGUUGCGUUCACCUUCUUUUAUAUUUUAUGUUCUCUUAUGUUCUCUUAACGAGGAUACUAUUAUAGUUUUUGUAUCGUUAGCACUUGUACCAUGGUAUUCGUUAUGUUGCUACUGCUUUCUGGAGCCUUCCAUUUUGAGGCGUUAGAGUGCCAAAUAAGGAAAUAAUAGUGGACUGAGUCAGCUUGUCACAUCGU
Somion occarium is the source of this 2061-nucleotide messenger RNA. NCBI's taxonomy places the organism in Eukaryota, Fungi, Basidiomycota, Agaricomycetes, Polyporales, Cerrenaceae. The record is from the annotation of a GenBank genome assembly.